Molecule: messenger RNA, 1611 nt
Organism: Sinocyclocheilus rhinocerous
Lineage: Eukaryota; Metazoa; Chordata; Actinopteri; Cypriniformes; Cyprinidae
Exons: 6
Coding region: 7-1611 (534 amino acids)
Biological process (GO): negative regulation of cell adhesion; regulation of cell shape; semaphorin-plexin signaling pathway
Cellular component (GO): plasma membrane; semaphorin receptor complex
Molecular function (GO): protein binding; semaphorin receptor activity
Source: RefSeq, a predicted model, not a curated record
UGCAGGAUGAGAAGAUUACUUGGAAUACUUGUACUUUUGAAAUAUUGCAUUUGCGGUGAUGUGGUGAACUUUGAUUCAGACAUCAAGGAUUUUGUAGUUGGUAACGGUAAGUUAUUUGUUCUUACUGACCAUCGACUACAUCAGAUGAGCCACGAUCUUUCUGAGGAGAAGAGGAAAAUAAUCACUAAUGCCACUGAAUACAGAGUCAACAUUCUGGUGCCUUUUGACGCCAACAACACCCUGAUAACGUGUGGGACUUUUAAUGAUGGAUAUUGUGAAGUUCUUGAUAUAAAUGACAUUACAAACAGCAUUUACUAUGAAAGUAAUAUACUGAUAGGACCGCGACAGGAUGAGAAAUAUGUUGCCUUCAUAGCCGGUACAGGUAGCAGUAGGUACCUUUUGGUUGGGAAAAAAGACGACGAUACAAAAGCUCAAGAUGCCAGAUAUUCUGUUGUUACCUUGUGGAACACUUUACAGUCUCAGUAUGGUGGGAUUUUCUCAAAAAUAGCAGAAGGAUCAGAUGCCAGCAUUCAGAGCACUGUGAGAGAUGUGGAGUUUGUUGGCGGAUUCCAGAGAGUUUCACCCUCAGAAUCCUACUUAUUUCUCAACGCAAAGACUGGCUCAGAGAGGAAAGUGCUCGUCCUGUGGAUGAACAGCUCUAAAGGAAAAAAGAGAGACAUCAUCAAAUCCCUACAGGCUGCAACGAUACGAUGCUGCAGUGAUAAAGCUCGUCCAGUGCUCGUCGCCUGCACCGUUAUUCCCUCAGUGAACAGCGUUAUUUGGGCAGGUGUGUUCAGUGCGCAGAAUCAGCAGGAUCCGGAGAACAGCGCGCUGGCUCUGUACGACAUCAGGAGCAUUCAAGGCCGAGUGAAGGGCUUCUGCGCUUAUGGUGAAAACCCAUGUGGUUCAGAGAGUGAUACUGAACUUCAGCCGCUGUCUGUGGUGUUCAAGCACAGCUCAAUGUCAGCAGUGGCAGCAGUUAGAAGUGGAUCCUGGAUUGUGCUGUUCAUAGGAACCAGUGAUGGUCAACUCAUAAAGAUCUGCUUUAUAUUUUAUUUUUCACUACUUAUGUUAGAUGAGAAAUUCACACCAGGAUGUCCAACAGUGCUGUUCAGAUCUGAUGAUAAACGAGCAGUGCUUCCCAGAAUGCACUUUGAUCCAGUAGAUUUCAAAUAUAUCUACAUUGCUCUGAGGAAACGGGAUGUGUGGUUUCACUCCCAUCCUUAUGAUCGCAGUGGUCUGUUUAGAUUGUUGUUAAAUGUUCAGAACUCUGCUGUGGACUGUGUGGAUUAUUUUUCCUACAAGUCUGAUCCGGAAUUCACUGAAUUUAUCACCUCAAAGGUGGCCAAUGAUCUACAGGUGAACAUUCAGAAAAAGGCAGAUAUGUUGAAUUUGAGUAUGAGUGAGGUGACUGUGACGGGUCUACAGGGAGAUCGGCAGUAUCUGUGUGUUUUGGAGAAGAUUGAGUCCAAUGCCGUCAUCUGUAAGAUUAAAGGAGCCUUCCCAGCAGUGGACUCACUCACUAUCACGGUUGGGAAUUAUGUUCUUGGGAUGAGUGGUACAAAGUAUCUGUUCUGCCUCAGUCCACAGGAUAUAACUGGCCGCGAAUGA